Molecule: messenger RNA, 1280 nt
Organism: Salarias fasciatus (jewelled blenny)
Lineage: Eukaryota; Metazoa; Chordata; Actinopteri; Blenniiformes; Blenniidae
Gene: armh1
Product: armadillo like helical domain containing 1
Exons: 11
Coding region: 1-1212 (403 amino acids)
Source: RefSeq, a predicted model, not a curated record
AUGUCUCCACAGAAGGACCUGGUGCUCAGCUUCCUCCGGGAGUGGGACCGAGGGGACAGGACAGUCCGCAGCCGCAUGCUGAUCUCCUUUGUGACUCAAAACUCUGGGAAGAUAUUUUAUGAUCUGGAGCUACAGUUUGCCCAGGUUGCCAGUCUUUUUCUGGCUCGACUUACCACGUGGAUGAGACUCACAUACCUAUUUGGGACUGACUUGGGACUCCAGCUGAAAGCCAUUGGAAUUUUCCUGUGUGCUUCGAAUCAUGAUCAGUAUUUGACAGAGUUCCUGGAAGACGGAGGGAUUCUUACUCUCUUGGAUAUUUUGGGCCAUUCUCAGAGUAAAGACCUUGACAAGGCUGAAGUUGUGCAUCUUCUAACAACUGUCUCAAACAGUGGCUGCAAAUGCAAAUGGCUCAUCUGUGAAAGUCACGGUGUGGAAGUCAUUGCAGAUUGUCUAGCCAUGUCAAACACUUAUGAAACCCAGGAGUCAGCUUGGAUCCUCCUCAAGUCACUGUCGUGUGGAAACCCCAAAUAUCAAGACCACAUCUACAAGACUUUGAUAACCCUCAUGUCUUGUACCUCGCCAAAAGCCCAACAGCUGGUACUGAAUGCUUUACGUUUUGUUCAGCUGCAAUUAAAAACAGCACAUUCUGGCAUAGUAGAGCCUUUACUUAAUUUGCUAAAGUCUCUGCAUUUGGAUGUCCAGGAAGAAGCUAUUAAAUUGAUCUUAGGCCUGAAGUGUUUUGAAGUCAGGGGGAUGCUGCUCACAGGUCUGGUGUCUCUACUGACACUGAAUAAGGAUGAAGCUCAGCUGCAUGGAAUCACAGGAGAGGUGAUCAAGAUGACUGGAUCUCUUCCUGUGUUUGUACAGCAAGCUGCUGCCGCUAAAGCGAUACGGCUGCUGGCUGAAGAAGACAGAGAAGUUUCUCAUGAGCUUGUGUCUCUUGGGGUGAUCCAAUAUCUUCUGUAUGCGAUGGGUAACCAGGAGCAUGCUGAAGCCCAGACACAAGCCAGCCUAGCCUUGGAGCGUUUUGUCUGCUUAUUCCCUGUUCUGGAAGAACAUGUGCAAAAGGUUAUGGGGUCUUCACUGUUCAGAGAAUUGAUGGACAAAGCUGAUACUUUGUACAUGAAAAUAAAUGAAACACAGGCACAAGUCCUCCUCACAAACCGGGUUAAUGCUUCAGAAGUUUUGAAGGACAGCCAGUCUGAGUGCUGACCAGAGGAAUGGAUUACCUUUAACAAAUUCAGAUGAAUUCCCUUCAUUUUUUGUAAAAAAUCGUGUCG